Molecule: messenger RNA, 2565 nt
Organism: Stegodyphus dumicola
Lineage: Eukaryota; Metazoa; Arthropoda; Arachnida; Araneae; Eresidae
Product: histone H2A
Cellular component (GO): nucleosome
Molecular function (GO): DNA binding; protein heterodimerization activity; structural constituent of chromatin
Source: RefSeq, a predicted model, not a curated record
GUGACUUGAUUUAGUGUAGAAAUAAAAUGUAUAAAACCUUUUGUUUGUCUUUUUUUUUCCAACAUUUAUGUAACUAAGUAUUUUCAAUGAAAGACAGCCAUACCUAUAGCAACUUACUUGGAUAGUUAUUUAUGUUUAAAGAAUUUAAAUAUAUAUAUGCAGAUUUGCUGCAGCACAGCAUUUCUUCUAAUCAGUAGGGGUAUAGCUUCUCUGAAAAGUUAUUGUUUUAACAUUUAGUAAAUUGGCUAAUGCAUUGACAGGAUUACUUAAAAUUUAUGAAUUAUUAAUUUCAGUAUCUGAUCUUUGUCAACAUUUAGUUCUAAAUUACUUACUUUCCGUCUUUACUGAUAAUUUUUCAGCAGCUAAAUGCACGAAAAUACUAGGCAUGUGUGAUAUGAAUUGAAGAACUACCAAGUUCAGUCAAGUAAUCAGUGUACACACACAUCACAAACUUAACAAUAUUUAUUCAAUGAAUACUACUUCACUGUUCCGAAAAAUAGAGUUCAAUAAAUUAACUGAGAAAUAAAUUUAAGAGAUUUCAUAUAACCAAAUUUUGCCAAACUACCUCAGUGCAAGGCAAAAAAUAUAGGCAAUUGAAGAAAAUGGAAAACAACAACAACAAAAAAAAAAAAAAAAAAAGGAGAUUGCAUUAUGUUUUCUUUUCUAAAGCUCAAUAACUGUUAAAAAUGUCAAGAAAUCAACUACGUUUUCGGUAUGUACAGCACUUACAGCUUCUUUAGGGAUUUUGUUGUAACUGAGAAGGGUUUGAAGUGGAUGAGAUGUUCUGGCGCCAGUGAGGAGUUCCCCUGACUGGCUAAUAGGUAGAUUUCGCUUCGGGUAUCUUGGAUGCAACCGGGAUAGAACACUAAAUUGGAAUUAAGGAGUUCUUAAAUUCUCUUUUGGUUCACAAUAUAUUCAUUCUUGUGCAGAUUUUUCUACAGCACUUGUGCUUACCUAUUCUGGCGAAGAAAUGUUGACCGUGUACUGUGUACCUUUUAUACAUUCAUAUUAUUUAAUUUUUUUUUUUUUAAAGUAAGUAUAUAUACAUUCAAGUAAGUAUAUAUACAUUUUUAAUUUUUUUUUUCGUAUACACAACUAGUUACUCACUCUACUUGUAGUAGAGUGCAUAUAUAGGUAGUAGUGCAUAUAUACAGUGAAACUAUAUGUACAGUAGUAGUAGUAAUAGUACAGUAGUAGUACGAGUAGUAUAUACAGUGAAGUAGUAGGAGUGCAUAUAUACAGUAGGAGUGCAUAUAUACAGUGAAACUAUAUGCCAGAAGUUUGUAUAAUGAAGCAUUUCGCUAGUUGAAAGAGAAGGAAUAACCAGUAAAAUUAAAUGUAUAUAAUAUACAUUAGUUUUAAUAAGAAUAAUAUUCUGUAAUUAUGAAUACUUGGUCAUGAAAUGCUUUUACUCAGUACAGUAAAAUUUGAUAUAACAGGUUUAAAUAAUUUAGAGAAGAAUCAAGAGGAAUGACAAUUCAUGUUUCAACGAUGAGUACGUAACAAAUAUUGCGAGGCUACGAUUCUAUUCGGAUUCAAAACUCGGGAUCUGAUUGGCCAGACAUAAUAAGUACAGAGUUGAUAAAAAUGUCUGUCCAGGACCGUCGCCAGUCAUUAUUUCGUAUACCCCACAAAUAAUAUCGUCAUGUCUGGUCGUGGAAAAGGUGGCAAAGUAAAGGGGAAGAGCAAGACUCGGUCCAGUCGUGCUGGUCUUCAGUUUCCUGUAGGUCGUAUCCAUCGUCUUCUGCGAAAGGGAAAUUAUGCAGAAAGAGUUGGUGCUGGAGCUCCAGUGUAUCUUGCUGCAGUUUUAGAAUAUUUGGCAGCUGAGGUUCUUGAGUUGGCCGGUAAUGCUGCUAGAGAUAACAAGAAGACCAGAAUAAUUCCAAGACAUCUGCAGCUGGCCAUCAGAAACGACGAGGAGUUGAAUAAAUUACUCUCUGGCGUCACAAUUGCACAAGGUGGAGUUCUACCCAAUAUCCAGGCUGUUCUACUUCCCAAAAAAAAACCGAAAAGAAAGCAUAAUUCCUACUUCCCCUAACGCUUCAAAAAAAAAAAGGCCCUUUUAAGGGCCAGAAAAUGUACGAAGAAGAGAAUGCUUAAUUGCUUAUACUGAAAAUUGCAGCAUACGUUGGUAAAUCUUUUCCAUACAUAUAUUUCAUUCAAAAUUCGCACAAAGAUGUGCUCCCAGGACACAUUCGUAUAUAUUUUCAUGUACAUUAUAAAACAUUAACUCAUGGGACUCGGAAAGAAAGGCUAAUGCUAAACUAUAGGUGAAGGGAGUUUAAGGCGCAUCUGAGAAGUGGCGCCAUCUUGCUGUAUACAUUUGUACUGAAAAGUCGUUCUAUUCUUAACUUUCGUAAGUUAUUACAACGCAUAGUUCGGUGUUUUAAGCCCCUCUUCAGAAAUUACAAAUAAUUUAAUUAGAUGGAAUAAUUGCUAUCACAAUAGAUUUUUAUUUAAAAGAAUGAUGUAAUGUAAAGUAAAACAAAUUAAUAUAAAAAAAAAAGACGGAAUACAUGACAGCAAUUAUAUUGAAUCUUAUUAAAUUAUUUGUAUGGCCCUGAA